AUGAUUAAUAAGCGCUUCUUUGAAAUCGUACUGGUGCUACUGGCCUCCUCUACUUUCUUCUCCCUGGAACUGAAACUGGUUCUCUUCCAGCAAAGAAGAGUGAACAGAGAGAGUUUAAACCUCUUGAAUACAUUGCAAACCUCAUCGAUUCAGCAGUGUCUAUCCCACAGGGAAAACUUCCUGCUUCCCCAGAAGUCUAUGAAUCCUCACCACUACCAGAAAAGACAUGCAGUGGCCGUUCUUCAUGAGAUGCUUCAACAGAUCUUCAGCCUCUUCAGGGAAAAUAUUUCUCUGGCCAGUUGGGAGGAAAGCCAGGUGGAGAAGUUCCUCAUUGAGCUUCAUCAACAGUUGGAACACCUAGAAGCAUUCAUAGGACUAGAAGCAGAAUGGAAAAGUGAUACCUUGGGCAGUGAGAACUUCAGGUUACAGGUUAAAAAAUACUUUCGAAGGAUCCGUGACUACCUGGAAAACCAGGAAUACAGCAGCUGUGCCUGGACCAUUGUCCAUGUAGAAAUCAACCGGUGCCUGUUCUUUGUUUUCAGACUCACAGGAAAGGUGAGCCAACAAGGAAUGGACUCUUGA
Molecule: messenger RNA, 582 nt
Organism: Choloepus didactylus (southern two-toed sloth)
Lineage: Eukaryota; Metazoa; Chordata; Mammalia; Pilosa; Megalonychidae
Gene: IFNE
Product: interferon epsilon
Exons: 1
Coding region: 1-582 (193 amino acids)
Biological process (GO): response to exogenous dsRNA; adaptive immune response; natural killer cell activation involved in immune response
Cellular component (GO): extracellular region
Molecular function (GO): type I interferon receptor binding; cytokine activity
Source: RefSeq, a predicted model, not a curated record